CCCGCCCGCUCCCCUCUUCCUCUCUCUAUCGUCUCCACUUGUCCCCGCCGGAAUCCACCGACCGAUGGCCCUCAAAUUCGCCGCUCCUCUCCCCCUCUUCCUGUCAAAUCCGGCGACCCCUUCCCCCCGCGCUGCCCCCUCCACCGAGGUCCGCUUCUCCCGCUGGCAUAACGCUAACGCUGAGCCCUUCCUCAGGCGCCGCCGCUCCCAGCAGGAGAUCGAGGACGACCUCCACCGCCUCCGCCGCCACCAUUCCGCCCUCGAGAUCGCUGAGGAUACCGCCGCCGACGGCCCCUCCUCGGUCACCGCCGAUGCCCCGCCGCCCUCACCUGCCGGUUUCCGGUCCCACGGCACCCCCUCCUCCCCCUCCAUCCCAGGAAAAGCCUUCAAGUACUCGAAGCCCCCCCUAAACCCCAAAAACCGUAACUCCCCUUCCUCCCACCCCGCCUUCCGCCGGAUCGCUAGGGUUUCCCGGACGGCUACCGUUUCCCCGGACGGGGAGACCGGGAUUGCGGUUGGGGAGAAGGGAAUUACGUAUAGGAUCGAGGGGGCGCCCUUUGAGUUCCAGUAUAGUUACACGGAGACGCCAAAGGUGAAACCUUUGGCACUGAGGGAGCCUCCGUUUCUGCCGUUCGGGCCGAGCACGAUGCCCAGGCCUUGGACGGGGCGGGCGCCGCUCCCGCCGAGCAAGAAGAAGCUGCUGGAGUUCGACUCGUUUAAACUCCCGCCGCCGGAGAAGAAGGGGGUGAAGCCGGUGCAGUCUCCGGGGCCUUUCGUUUCCGGGUCGGGGCCCAAGUACCAUGCGGCAUCGAGAGAGGAGAUUUUGGGAGAGCCGCUGACGCAGGAGGAGAUCAAGGAGUUGGUCAAGGGGUGCAUGAAGAUCAGGAGACAAUUGAACAUCGGUAGAGAUGGUUUAACACAUAAUAUGUUAGAUAACAUUCAUGCUCAUUGGAAAAGGCGGAGGGUAUGCAAGAUAAAAUGCAAAGGAGUGUGCACAGUUGAUAUGGAUAAUGUCCAUCAGCAAUUAGAGGAGAAAACUGGAGGGAAGAUUAUAUACAGUAAGGGAGGAGUGAUCUUCCUGUUUCGUGGUCGAAACUACAACUGGAGAACCCGCCCCAGAUUUCCUCUUAUGCUAUGGAAACCUGUAACACCAGUGUAUCCACGGUUGCUUAAGCGGGUACCAGAGGGAUUAACUUUGGAAGAAGCAUCUGAAAUGCGUAAAAGAGGGCGUGAACUACCACCAAUAUGCAAACUUGCGAAAAAUGGUGUUUAUUGUAACCUUGUUAAACAAGUCAGAGAAGCAUUUGAAGCAUGUGAGCUGGUCCGGAUAAACUGCAAGGGUCUGAACAAAAGUGAUUGCAGGAAAAUAGGUGCCAAGCUCAAGGAUCUAGUCCCAUGUGUCCUACUUUCGUUUGAAUAUGAGCAUAUACUUAUGUGGAGAGGGAAAGAUUGGAAAUCAUCUCUUCCACCACUAGAAGACAAUCAUACUGAAGCUGAAGAAACUAUUACCGGUGACCCAACAAUUACUUCAUCCAUUAUCAAUGGUCCAUUACUGAAUGACCAGGACUUCCAGGAUUCAGGUACUGGAAAGAGCUUACAUGAGGUGCUCGGUAUUGAAGUGCCUAGUAAAUUGGCUCUAGAUGAUAACAUGGGUAUAAAGCCCACUGAGGAUCUUUCGAAUUUGAAAAAUUUAAGUGUGCCAGUACCAGCUCAUGUGGAUCCAACCAGCAUGACUAGCAAGGCAUUUGAUAUCUCAACUGAGACUCACCAGGAAUCUUCAAUUGUUAAUGACCUACGAUCACCUUCAGGUGCUGGAGACAGCUCAGAGGAGGAAAAAUGUCUUGAAAUACCUCGUCGAAGCAUUUCUCUGGAGACAAGUUUGAACACAGUAGAAAAAGGUAAGGACCUUUACCAUUCAGGAAGAGAAGCUCAGCUGCUGUUGGCAGCUUCUUAUGAGAGUUGCAACAGGCAUGAGGACAUUAACGCAGUCACCAAUGUAGAUGACGAAAUGAUAAACAGUGAUAAAUUGGAAAUGAGAGAAGCAGAUAGUCCAAUAUGCCAGGAUAAUAUGAGUUCUAGCGGGGCAUGUUUGGAAGGAGUAAUGCUUCUUCUGAGGCAAGCUGUUGAGAGUGGUAGGGCACUCAUCUUGGAUGAUCAGUCUUUGGAUGCUAAUAUUGUUUUUGAGAGGUCUGUUGCUCUUGCCAAGACAGCUCCGCCUGGGCCAAUCUUCCAGCAUAGAGUAAAGAAAUCAGCUGUUCAGAGGUCUCAGAAAGACAAGGGUGACAAAAUUGAGGAGCAAGAUACAGAAGUUGAAGCUGUUCCUAUCUCAGAAAAGAGAACUAAUGAUAAAUUCAACUCUCGGAAUCGGAGAAGGGAUGAUUUCCCAGGGGUUUUGUCAGAUGUGGUCCCACAUGGAACCCUGCGAGUUGAUGAACUUGCAAAGUUGCUGGUUUAAUGGUGUGGUAAAGAAAAGUGUGGAAUGACUUUCAAUUUUUCAUAUUUCUGUCUGGCUAUUAACUCUAGAUGUAGGCCACUUUGUGGUUAUAUAACAAAGUUAUGUAAGGAUUUGUUGACUGUUUUCAUGAGCCUAUUAUCUGCAGCUUGUAAUGAGAGAUGGCAGUAGAAACAUGCUAUGAAAGGUUUAAAGCCUGUGAAGUUAUUGUUAUAAAGGGCGGAGCAGGAAAUCAGUGGGUAUGAUAUAACACAUCAGAACAACUAAGAAUUUAAUGGGCAUUGACUUGUAAUGAGUUUUCAGUGGAACAAUACAUCAACUACAAAUUGCAGAGAGAUCAAUGCAAUAAAAACAAUAUUUCUCUUCUUCAUUGUUACUAUCCCUAUUUGCAAGCUUCCACAGACUAGAGAGAAUGGAUAAAAGGAAGGCAAGGAAUAUAGUUCUUUAUUAUGGGUGUUGAUGCUGUAUAACGACUUCCCUAUCUAUAUCAGGACCGCCUACAAUCUUCUUCCAAUACCAGUGCUUCUCCCACAGUUGAGACAUCUCCUCUAUUGGCACUUGCUUUGUUUCAGGCAGAAGAAAGAUGAUAAAAAAGGUCAUAACGGCGAUAAGGCUGGCAAAAAGGAUGAAGACUCCGUAUCUGAGGUGGCACAAUGAAAGAAGGAAGCAUUGCGCUACUGCAGCGGUGAAGAAGAGGUUGACACAAACCACCAGGCUUUGUCCUGCUGAUCUUGUCUCCAGGGGGAAGAUCUCACUUGGAACCAACCAGGAAAGAGGCCCCCAUGACCAGCCAUAUGCCACUACAAAUGCACAUAUUGCAAUCACUAGAAGGACAGCUACAUUUUUGGGAAGCAUCUCUCCAUGACCAAAUGUCAGUGCAAGAGUGACAGCGACAAUCACCUGUGGACAUCAAGAUAUGCUGGGCAUAAAUAAAAGAGGAACUUCCUUCCAAACCUAUCAACCACUGCCAUUGAGACAAGUGCACCAAUCAGUAGCAUUGCACUGGUUAUAAUUGAUGAGUACAGGGAAGCCGCAGACCCAAAACCCAAACUUUGGAAGAUUACGGGUGAAUAGAACAGUAUGGAAUUCAUGCCAGUGAGCUGCUGGAAUGCGGGGAUCCCAAGCGCUCCAAUCACAAGCUGUGGACGGUUCCUUGGUUUCAAAAGGUUCUUAAAAGGGUGUUUCACCGCUCUUGCAGCUUCACUUGCCUCCACUAGGUCCUCCAAUUCUGCCUCCACCUUCGUGGUACCCCUUACUUUCUCUAAGAUAUUCCUUGCUUCAUCCAGCCUACCUUGUUCCACGAGGCUGUUUGGAGUCUCAGGAAGGAAAAGACCACCAACAACCAUUAGAGUCGCAGGCACCACCGCCAAACCAAGGGAUAAUCUCCAUCCCCAUGGGUGGAGCUUCUCUGUGAAGUAGUUGAUAACAUCGGCAAUCAAAAUCCCCAAGCAGGUUGUUAGUUGAAAUAGUUGGUUGACUGCCCCUCGGAUUUUAUAGGGUGCUAUCUCACAAAGAUAGAGUGGAACUGCCUGUUGGCAAAACAGAACUUAGAAAGUGAUUGUUAAAGUUGGCAUUGUUCCCAUCUGUACAGGUAUGUGUAUGUACGCCUGCAUGUCAGGAACAGAAGCAGGCAUCGUCUGUGUGUAUACAUGUAUGCAUAUGUAUGCUAUUGUUUGUA
Messenger RNA from Phoenix dactylifera (date palm), 4130 nucleotides. Its product is annotated as CRS2-associated factor 1, chloroplastic-like. Gene Ontology annotation, molecular function: RNA binding. The record is from RefSeq and is a predicted model, not a curated record. Gene Ontology annotation, biological process: Group II intron splicing. NCBI's taxonomy places the organism in Eukaryota, Viridiplantae, Streptophyta, Magnoliopsida, Arecales, Arecaceae.